Molecule: messenger RNA, 693 nt
Organism: Raphanus sativus (radish)
Lineage: Eukaryota; Viridiplantae; Streptophyta; Magnoliopsida; Brassicales; Brassicaceae
Product: late embryogenesis abundant protein 3
Exons: 2
Coding region: 35-544 (169 amino acids)
Source: RefSeq, a predicted model, not a curated record
AGAAAAAAAAACAAAACAGAACAUAACAAAGGAAAUGGCACAGCAACAGAAUUCGCCAAGAGAUCGGAGAGAUUCACGUCCACUCGGUGAUGACGUGGCAAUAAAGCAAGGCGCUGGUUCCUCUCAGCCUGAUCCAACGACCGUGACGAUGGGAUCAGCAGACACGGUUACGAUUGGGGAAGCUUUGGAGGUGACGGCUUUGUCGCUUGGAGAUAAGCCUGUGGACCGUAAAGAUGCCGCCGCGAUUCAAGCGGCUGAAACUAGAGCCACCGGUGAUUCCAAGACUCGACCCGGUGGUCUUGCCGAAGCGGCUCAGGAGGCUGCUGCGUCUAAUGAGCGCACGGUGUUGGAGGAAGCCAAAGUGACCAUUGCAGACAUUCUCACCGAUGCGACAGAGAAGCUUCCCGGAGACAAGGUGGUGACUAGUGAAGAUGCGGAGGCCGUGGUUGGAGCAGAACUCAGAAACAGUCCGGAAAUGAAGACAACUCCUGGUGGAGUUGCAGAUUCCAUGUCGGCUGGUGCAAGGCUUAAUCAACCACUCUAGCUAAGUUGAUCAAUUUUCAAGUUGAUCCACAUAAAUAUCCUUGCAAGGACUUAAUUUACUUGGCUAAUAUAUUAUCAAAACGGGUUUUAUCGUUUUGUAAACUUUAUUAUCAGUUCCAAGUAAUUUAUGGAGGAUUUCACUUACCUUGA